This is a messenger RNA of Rhinolophus ferrumequinum (greater horseshoe bat), 16552 nucleotides long. It is a transcript of the gene STARD9, whose product is annotated as StAR related lipid transfer domain containing 9. Bases 55 to 14145 code for a protein of 4696 amino acids. The record is from RefSeq and is a predicted model, not a curated record. Gene Ontology annotation, biological process: spindle assembly; microtubule-based movement. The transcript has 33 exons. Lineage: Eukaryota; Metazoa; Chordata; Mammalia; Chiroptera; Rhinolophidae. Gene Ontology annotation, cellular component: cytoplasm; nucleus; centriole. Gene Ontology annotation, molecular function: ATP binding; microtubule binding; lipid binding.
GGCUGGUGAUGUUGUGGCUGGGCCGACCUGCGGAGCUUGGGCUAAGGCCGAGGGAUGGCCAACGUGCGGGUGGCCGUGAGGGUGCGGCCGCUGAGCCAGAGGGAGACCAAAGAAGGAGGAAGAAUUAUUGUGGAAGUUGAUGGCAAAGUGGCAAAAAUCAGGAAUUUAAAGGUGGACAGCCGAUCAGAUGGCUUUGGUGACUCCCGGGAGAAGGUUGUGGCAUUUGGCUUUGAUUACUGCUACUGGUCAGUCAACCCAGAGGACCCCCGCUAUGCAUCUCAGGAUGUGGUGUUCCAGGAUUUGGGGACAGAAGUCCUGUCUGGAGCUGCCCAAGGCUAUAACAUAUGCCUCUUUGCCUAUGGGCAGACAGGCUCGGGGAAGACGUACACGAUGCUGGGGACCCCGGCCUCUGUCGGGCUGACGCCACGGAUAUGUGAGGGUCUCUUCCUCAGAGAGGAAGACUGCGCCCCACUGCCUUCCUCCUAUAGGAUCAAAGUAAGUUUUCUGGAAAUUUAUAACGAACGAGUACGGGAUCUGUUGAAGCAAUCUGAUCAAAAAAAGUCAUAUACCCUGCGGGUCAGGGAGCACCCAGAGAUGGGGCCCUAUGUACAAGGUUUAUCUCAACAUGUAGUUACCAACUAUAAGCAAGUGAUUCAGCUCUUGGAGGAGGGAAUAGCAAACAGAAUCACAGCAGCCACCCAUGUUCACGAGGCCAGCAGCAGAUCCCAUGCCAUCUUCACGAUCCACUAUACGCAGGCAAUCCUGGAGAACAACCUCCCCUCUGAAAUCGCUAGCAAGAUCAACCUUGUGGACCUAGCAGGCAGUGAAAGAGCAGACCCCAGUUACUGCAAGGACCGGAUUACUGAAGGAGCCAACAUCAACAAGUCUCUCGUGACUCUAGGCAUUGUCAUCUCCACCUUAGCCCAGAACUCUCAAGUAUUUAGCAGCUGCCAGAGCCUCAACAGUGUCACCAGCGAUGGUGGUGACAGUGGGAUUCCUAGCUCUCCUGGGGCCAGCAGUGGAGGGGGACCCUCCCGGAGGCAGUCUUACAUCCCAUACCGGGACUCGGUGUUGACCUGGCUGCUGAAGGACAGCCUUGGAGGCAACUCCAAAACCAUCAUGGUUGCCACCGUGUCUCCUGCACACACUAGCUACAGUGAGACCAUGAGCACGCUGAGAUACGCAUCCAGUGCGAAGAACAUCAUCAACAAGCCACGGGUAAACGAGGAUGCAAACGUAAAGCUGAUCCGAGAACUCAGGGAAGAGAUUAGGAGACUGAAAGCCAUGCUGCUGAGCUUCGAACUGAGAAACUUCAGUUCACGGAACGAGGAAAAGGAUGAACAUCUGAAGGAGCUGGUUCUCCAGAAUGAAUUGAAGAUAGACCAGCUGACUAAAGACUGGACCCAGAAGUGGAAUGAGUGGAAGGCCCUCGUGGAGCAUUACAGAGUGGACAUCAACAGGAGGCGGGCUGGGGUGGUCAUUGACUCCAGCCUGCCACACUUGAUGGCUUUGGAGGACGAUGUGCUCAGCACAGGCGUGGUGCUCUAUCACCUCAAGGAGGGGACCACAAAAAUAGGAAGGGUUGACUCAGACCAGGAACAGGAUAUUGUCCUGCAGGGUCAGUGGAUCGAGAGAGACCACUGCACUAUCACCAGCGCCUGUGGGGUCGUUGUUUUGCGGCCCGCCCAGGGGGCCCGCUGCACCGUCAAUGGCCGGGAGGUCACUGCAUCCUGCCGUCUGACCCAAGGAGCAGUCAUAACGCUGGGGAAAGCUCAGAAGUUCCGAUUCAACCACCCGGCAGAGGCCGCCGUCCUCCGGCAGAGAAGGCAGGGUGGAGAGGCCGUGGGUGGCAGUGGCUCUUUGGAAUGGCUGGACUUGGACGGAGAUGUCACCGCCUCCAGGUUGGGUCUCUGCCCUUUGCUUUGGAAGAAAAGGAGAGUGCUGGGGGAGCAGAGAGACGAGGACCACCUGCCACCCAGGGCUGGAGAGUCGCUCCACAGGGCCCAGCGUCAGCAGCAGCAGGGCUAUGUCGGGGAUUUGCGGCAGCGGAUCCUAGUGGGACAGAUUAGAUCCCAACAGGACCUGGAAUUCGACCAGGCGCAUGCUGGCCGGCACAUUCAAAAUGACCAGCAGUGGCUACUCAGAGAAGAGACCUGGCUAGCCAGCUUGCAGCAGCGACAGCAGCAACAUCAGGACCACGCAGCAGAGAAAGAACUUGAGGCCUCUGUGACAACGGAUGCUUGGCUCCAGAGAGAUCCUGAGACUCAGCCAUUCCCAGUGGUCCACAGCCGGAAGCGGGUGGUGCGACUGCAGCUCCUGCAGAGACGUGCUCUUCGGGCAACUGAAAGGAACAUCCGGCGGAAAAAGGUCUCAUUCCAGCUAGAGAGAAUCAUCAAGAAGCAGAAGCUGCUGGAGGCCCAGAAGAGACUGGAGCAGCUCAAGGCUUUAUGCUGGUUCCGGGAUGACCGCCCCCAGAAGCCCCCACACCAGGUCCCCAGCCCCGAUGCCGGGGUCCUGGGGCCUCAAUGUAGAAGCAAAUCGACAAGUUGCAGCUCUUUGAGCCUCCAAAGGCUCUGCCUCCGGUACCUGCCCCAGUUACACAGUGUUUUCCUGAGUCAGGAGAUCUCCGACACAUUACCUUCUAUUCCUGACUUAACUGACCAAACAUCAGAGAAAAGCCCAUCAGAAGCCUGUUUGCCCCCAGCUGCUUCUUACCCUCCAAGGACACGGAGUUUCAGCACCAAUGCCCUCCGUUCCUCAGGCGAGGGCCAGCUGUGCACAGCCCAGGCGGCUUUGGCUGGGUGGGCGGCCUCAGCCCCAGGCGCCUGCCUCACCCUGAGCUCCAAGUCUGCCCGCAUCCAGGAAAUGGAGAGAGUGGGUAAGCAGCCCCGUCGGAUGGUGUCCCAGAGCUUAGCCUCUCUGGGCCAACCAGUUAACAAGCCGAAGCCAACAGUUGAGCCAGGGGCCCUGCCCCCUUCCACGCAGACCAGGAGGGCUAAGGGACCAGCAGAGCGGCGAAAAGGGCACCUUGGGACCCACAAGUCUACUACAGAAGCCGCUUGCAGUUCCUCACAUCCCCGUGGACCCAAACAGGCAGUUGGGCGUGGAAAGUCAGCCAAGACUUUGGGGGUAGAAUCCAAACCACCUUCUCCAAGCAGGGCAUCAACAGGGCAGCAGAGGGUGCUGGCCGCCAGGGUCAGAGACAUUACCAAAAAGUCCUCUCACUGGCCCCAUGGCAGCCCUUUGAAGAGACAACACAGUGCAGGGGACCCAGACGCCACGGCCUCAUUCACAGAUUCCAGCCCAGUAGUGGGUCACACAAGAGAAAAAGAUGGUGAUUUCUCUGAUGCAGAUAGCAGUUACUCAGUGGAUUCUCUCUCCUGUGUCUAUGCCAAAGCCCGGACGGAGACUCUGAAGCCAGAGGACCUGCAGGGGGAGGAGCGAGAUCUCCCAGAGCCAGAGAACUCUGAAAGUGACUGCAGUCAAAUAUCGGAGGACUCGCUGGCUGAGAAGGGGUACCGAAGGCCACAGGACAACCCAGGGGGUACUGAUCUCCCCAACAGCCACGGCCACCUCAGGGCCAGAGCUAGAGACUCAGUGAGGAGCUUCACCACCUCCUCAGACUGUGGACUGUUUGCCCCGGCUCACAGGAGCUUUUCGCUGGACAGCCUGAUCGAUGCUGAGGAAGGACUGGGGGAGGAGCAGCAAGAAGAGCCUUUCCUUGGUUCAGCUGACGAGAUGCCCACAGAGACUUUUUGGCACCUGCAGACCUCCAGUGUGCCCAUGGUGGGCCAGGAGGCAAUGUGCAGGCUGGGUCCCAUCAACCACAGAGCAGGAGCCAGGCUGGAUGCCACGCUGCCAAUGAGCAGUUCAUUUUACCUGGAUGCCCAGUCCCAGCCCCGCUGUGAGCAGCCUGAGUCGGAGGUGGAGGCAAACUCCUCAGAACAAGUCACCACUCUCCAGGGCAUGCAGGUGUCCGGAGCAAGCCCUCUGUUAUCCUUGGAUUCCUGGUUUUCCUGUGACUCCAAGAUCGAUCCCAGUAGCCCCCCAGGAAUCGUGAGUUCUUUAUGUCCAAGUCCUGAUGUCCAGGAAUUUCAGCCCUGUGGUUGGGAGAGGCCUGGAUACUGGCUAAAUACGGAAGAAGGAAAGCCAUCGUGUACAGAAGCAGUCCUGCCUUACAGCUCCAAACUGCCCCCGGGCGGUGCUGAGCUGCCCUACAGUGUAAAAGCUGUGUACACAAUCCCUGCUUCUGAUGCCUCUAGACUGUCACUCUGGGGGUCUUACAGGCUUCUUCAGCAAGGAGCUGAUGGCUCCUUUCAGGCCAGAGGUGUCCCUGCCACGGUCCAACAGGGCAACUGUGACGCAUCCAACAACUGUAGUGUGUCAAGCGUGCUGGCUGCCUCCGCCGCCUCAUUUGCCCAUGUAGGCAGCGCCCGUGAGAAGGACUGGGCUGCCCUUCAGACGAAGUACCUGCUUGAACUAUCACAUCCUGUCUUGGAGGCCAUAGGAGAGCCCAGGCCAACUGUCACCUCCCUUGAGGAAAACUCUGGUUCCCUGACCCAGGCGACUGGCAAACGAGGAGAAGCUCUAUUGGCAGUUGGUUCUGGGGCAUCUAGCAGUCUGGAUUUCAACAACUUCCCUGUCCAUCUAUCCAAACUUAGGCAUUCGAGAGCAGAGAAACAACAGGACAGUUUGAGUGUCGAAUUAGAAGGUACUUCAGAUUUCUUUACAACUAGUGAGAAAGAGGUGAGUUACAGUGGGAAUUAUUCAGCAGACGUAGAAUCAUUGACUUCUGGAACAACAAAUGCACUGGCCUUUGCUGCAGAGAACAAGGUAACAGAUUCCAUGACAGAAGCAUGUGAAAUCAAACAGAACAACUUUGAAGAGUCCUCUCAGAGUAGCAGGGAGCCUGGCUUGAUGACUUCUUCUGAUGACUGUUUCUUCCUGAAGAACCUUUGUCACAGUAAUGUCACCAUAGCCACCAAAGAAGACCAUUGGCCCCAAGGCUGGGCUCCUCUUGGGAAGAAUCGUGCAGGCCAGGUGGGGCCAUUAAGUUACAGCAACCACCACCCCCUACAGGAAGCUGAGGCAGACUACCACGAGAGCUCCAAGAAAGUUCUUGGAAGACACACCGAUCUUUCCUUUGCCUUUCCGUUAGGUCCAGAGCUGUACCUCCACUCUGCUCCCUGGAAUCCAUUUCCAUCUUCCCUGCAGCCGCCUCUCUUGGAAACAGUCUAUGUGACCAGAAGCCGGGAUGCCCUGACAGAAACUGCCUUGGAGAUCCCGGCUUGCAGGGAAGCAAGAGUGCCUUCCCCACCCCCCAGGGAAGCCUGGGGCUUUGGUCAUGACCACCAAGGUCUCCAGAAUGUUUAUGUGAAGAAUAAUUUACCAGUGCUGUUGCAAAAACAGAAUUCCAAGAUUACCUCAUCUCAGCAGGUCACAGCAGAGAGACCAGUCGGUCUGAACACCCAGGAAGUUAGCGGAGAAAUAGGGAAAUGCCCUGGAAAUGUUCAAGAAGAAAGCCAUCAUUCUGUUUAUUUUUUUGUUGCUCAGAAUAGACAUGUUCUUACAUCUACCAGCACAAAAGUAUGUGAAUUUGAAAAUCAAGUUGGAAAUUUAAAUAUGUACAGUCUUCCAGCUCUCGAGGAGGGAGAAAAGGCCACUGUACAGUCCUAUUGCAGUGUCUCCUCAGACGGUUCUGGGUCCAGGAAGCCUCCCCUUGUUUGGGAACCUGAAACCGUUGGAGAAGAGCAGGAUCCACAUGCAGUCCUCAGACAGACCCAGGCCUUCGAUAGGAACAGACAGUUCCCUUCUGGGGCUAGGUCUGGUUUCAUCCAUGAAGCCAUCAGUUUAGGUCCUGACAGGGACAUGCUAGGGGAAACUUCUCUUCCUUUGAAGUCUAGAUCAGUACGUCAUAGAGUAAGCAGCCCAGAGACAAUGGCCCAGGAUGAGAGUCCAACCCACAAUGGGGAAGGGAAGAAUGAAACUCGGCUGUCGGGAAAAUUUCUCCAUCCCAAAGACAGCUUGGAAGAAUUUAAGCUUCCAUGGACAGAGGCUACGCAUGAAAGAUUCCAGUCAGUUCCGUGCUCUCAGGAAAGAAACCUCAGUGAAUGCAAGGGCCCUGGAAAGUCACAAGAAACAUUAAAUCCCAAAGAACCACCUUCGGGAAAUAAAAAGAAUAAAAGAGUUCAUAAUGCUGAUGAAAUGGCGAAGCUAAUUAAGAGUGUCAUGCAGCUGGAAAAUGGUAUCUUAGAAAUGGGAUCCCAGCAGAAGAAGCACUUGUGUGCUUCCCACACACUGGGCGUCAGUACCACUGUGUUCCAGGGCCACAGUGACCAGGAGAUGGCUGGCCGUGUCCUGAGGCCAGGCAGCUCUGGAAACCACUUGUCCUUCAAGGAUCAGCCAUCUCCAAAGCAGACAGAUGAUGCCAUGUUUAGUGAUGGUGAAGCUGAAGAAAUGGAGGCUAACAGUAGCAUUGGGGAAGAUUCCCAGGCCCAGAAAAUUACCCUGAGCCCCUUCAUGUCAAGGGAAUGGGUACAAGAUCUUAAAUUUGUGAGGGAGCCCACCCACGCAGCUGUAGGAGACACACCCGCCGGGGACACUUGUGAUUAUUUAGGGACAUGUCCAGCUCCCACAGAGUCCACCAACACUUCUGCUAAUCCAAGGAGAACGAAAGCGUCGGCUGGAGCUGUGCCGUUGCAGGCCAGGCCCGAGAGGUCUUCUGAGAAGGAGGGCACGCUGGUGCGUGGGUCAGCCAGCCCCAGAGGGCAGCCCUGUGGCUGGGGAAGUCUUGAGGAGUCGGAGCCUGUGAAAGGUUUUCAGGAAAGCCAAGUUGCCAAACCCGAAAGUAGUUCUAAGCAAGAGGAACCAGAAGUUCAAGGCAGAGUCAAAGAAAUGGCUACGCAAAGAGGAGAGAGCCUACAGCAGGAAUACCAAAUGGUCUCAUUGACUCAGAAACGUCGAAGUCCAAGCCAGCAUUGUAUGGGCACGUUUCUCAGCCAGGAGAGCAGCCCGUGGCUGAGCCGGCCAGCAGCCCCUGCGGCUCCUCACACCUCGUCCUUGCAUUCCCCGAGGCUGCCGAGCAGCUCUCUGCACGCGCCUGAUACUGUAGGCAUCUCUUCAGUCGACUAUGUGCUAGAUCCUACCGUGCUGAAAAUGCCUGACAGUCUCUGGGUGCCCGGAGCAGGGUGUCAGGGCCAGUGUGGAGAGCUCAGAAGCCACAGCCCUCAGGGAAAUGUGAGAGGCGGCUCCUCCGUGGCACAUACUGCUGGGUGUGUGUCUGCCAUCUCCAUGGCUGUGGGAUCUCAGGGUCAGUCCAGUGCACCGGACAGCAGGUCCCCGGGUGCUGAGGGCCGGAGACCUGCAAGCACCAGCCCUCAAUACCAAAGAGGGGACCCCAGAAGCACCAUGAUGGGCUCAAGUACCAGGGUUAGUUCUGCUUCUGAAGCUGAGGCACAAGGAGGAACAGAAAGAGCCAGUUCCCUGAACAGGGUCUCUAGCCCGCUUGAAAAGAGGGCCAGCUGUCCUUUAGAAGAAGGUAACGACCGAGGCAGGGAGGUGAAGCAGAAGGCAGAGAAGGAGGCCGAGGCCCUCAGUUCUCCCAGUGCUGCUUUCUCAGCACCUGUGUCUCUGCCAAGGGCGCCAUCCCUGGAGCCCACGGCCCGUCCACCCACAGGCCUGGCUGUGCUGGAGGCCAAGGACCAGGGAAAGCAGCUUCAUGACUUGCUGGCUGGAGGCACAGUCCUUCCGUACUAUGAGACGUUAUUAGAACCUGAAUGUCCUUCCAGGGCCCCUGGCAGGCCUCAGUGUCAGCAAAUGGACCAGCCAGUGUCAGACAGGCCCAGGUAUGAGGGCGAAGCUCAGGGCUUUCACGUGGCAUCUCCCUCUGCGGAACCAGGACGUCUGGGGGCUGAUAAGAGGCAGGUGCUUCAGGCCACAGCCCUCGCUACAGAAAGCUCUCAACCUGUGCCCAGCGCCGAGGUCAGCACAGGGCCACGGCCGCCCUCACAGACUUCCUCCCAUGCUGACCCUUCGCUAGGCAACAGCCAUCGUUCUGGGGAACUGAGACGUUACCUGGGAGCAGGGGAAGAGUUUAUAUGUCACUGCAGCGCUUUGGAAAUCGGAGAGAAAAAGAAAGAAGCGACUAGAACACCUUCUGAUCCUUUGGGCUCAGACGGUCUUCCUUCAGGAGCUGCAGAGGAGGACAGGAGGGUCAUACCAGAGAGAGACACGGCUGCCUUACCUUCUCAGGACCCGUCCGAUGAUCCGGGACUGAGUGGGCCUGGGCACAGCAGCUCAGCUCCCUGGGUGGCUGCAGAGCGCCAGCCCUCUGGUGGUCAGGAGAGCAGCCCAGUGCACCACGAGCCUAGAGCCCUGGACACCACAUAUGGAGGAGGCUCAGCUAACUUCUUGGUGGUUGCACAGGGAGGGAAAACAGCCUGCUUGGAAAGGCAGCUUGUGAUCUGUGAUGUUCAGAAUUCUGGCAGCCUCUCAGCGCCUAACCAAGACCACGGCCACGGCCUCAAAGCUUCCAACGUCUUAGAAGAAGGGAGGGCAAGUCCCAAACAAGGCACCAUCCUGCCUGGAGCCUUGAGAAGGCUUGAACUGGAGGCUCCCUCACAGCAGAGUGUGAGGUGGGCGGGGAAUGUUGGUUCUGGGCCGACAGAAGCCUGCAGGGCUGGCAGCAGCCAUCCCAGACCAAGUCCACUGCCAGAUCAAAGACCCAGCGCAGAUCCUGGGGGAGGGGGAGAGGAGGCCUCGUGCAGGUGCCCGCAGGACACUUCAGAGUGUGUUGUCUUCUCAGGGAGCAUGGAAGGUCCAAGGACUCUCAGCCCAUCUCGGGGGCAAGAAGACAGCAGAACUCUUCCUUGCAGACAACUCUGCAACCCUCAACCCAUUGCUUCUCAUGCCUGCUCCCCCCCUUCCUCCACUUUACUGAGUUACAGCAAUGGUGACCAGGGGAGGGGGACCUCUGAGGCCACCCCACAGCCUCCCCAAGCCCCCUGCAUAGUAUCUGCCAGGGCCUGUGGAGUGGACGAGAGAGGAGACAGCUAUUCUGGGAAACCUGACGUGUUCCUGGCACGUGGCCUUGAGCCCAAAAGCAUUUGUGUGAAAUCUGAGCCAACAGACAGCAGUACCCGGGAGCCCUCUGCUGCUGCUGCUGUCCUGUCUCUGGCUCAAGGAUGUAGCACCCCUGCUGCCUCUGACGUGAGGACAGUUCCCCUCCUCCACGCAGGUGCUGAGGGAAGCUCAGGGUCAGGAAGGGAUCCUGAGAAAAAGGUUGCUGAGCAGAAAACCAGCACAGAGCUUGAGGCUGUCCCUUUCCCUGCAGGUGUGUACUCUGAGCCACUUCGGAGCUUCCAGGACAACUCAAUCAGUGGCCAGAAUGCACAGCAGUCUCAAACCAAGCCUGAACUACCUGCAACAACCAGGAAACCUCACCCCCUGAAUUUAAGUGCAGAGUCUGUUGGGUGUAAGCUGCUGGUGGAACCACAGCAUGGAUGUUUAGAAAAUGCCAUCAGCUGCCUUCCAGAAAAGCCACAACUUCCCACCGAGUCCAGGGGUCACAGUGGCUUAGGUCCCCCAGCCAAGCUCAUAGCAGAGUUAGAGCAUGUCUCCAAACCACAGGCUAAGAGGCCCUGGGAGGAGGAAGAGAAGCAGAGAGAGCCAGGUUCAGGUGGUGGUGAAAACCCUGCCCAGGGCAGCUGUCCUCCGCGUCCCGAUGAAGGUGGCUCAGACAGCUGUCUGACUAUAAAUGCAGGCAGAGAGGAGGGGCCUGCAGCCAAGGCCGCUGUGUCCCAGACGUUCCCAUCAGGCUUUGAAGACCCUGCUGCUGCCCCUGUGGGGCCCAUGGACCAGAGCCCUGGCCUGCCUUCCCCUGGCGGUGAGCAGCCGGCUCCCUACCACAGACGCUCGCUUCCUGUCAUCGCCAUCUUCUCUGGCUCUCCAAACUCCAGGUCCUCCCCCAAACCACAGUUCUCUGUGGUCAGCUCUUCCUGGUCCCUUCAGGAGCUCAACUUGAGUGUGGAGCCUCCUUCCCCCACAGAUGAAGAGACACAGGAGCCUAACAAAUUGUGGAACCCCCGUCCUUGGGGCCGUUCCUCAGGAAAGUCAGCGGCAGCACCUCUGCAAGCCGAGGACUGCAGUCAGAAAGCCUCGCUUACCUCGGGCAGGAGCCCUGCUGAUCACGAGCCCUGUCAGCCUGCCAGCCCUCCUUACCCAACGGCGUCAGCUCCCUCAUGCAUGCCAAGCCCCGACUUCAGGAGCAGCUGGAUGCCUGGUACUCCGGCACAGGCCUGGCGGGGGAGCUCAGAGAGGCUGGGCGGCUGGCCUGGGCCAGCGACGUGGCUCUCGGAGGCGGACAGAGGAGUGUUGCACUUUGGCUCCAGUGACAUCGGUCCCAGUGUCCUGCCCCAGCACCCAGAGGGCCCUGCGCACAUCGGCUGGAAGCAGUAUGUGUUUGGCAGUGCGGUUGACGUCUCCGGUAGCCAGACGUCCCAGGGCCUCGAGCCGCCCAGUCUGGCCCGGUGCUCCAGCAUGGACAACGGCCUAGGAGACCGGAAUAGCUCGGUCCACUCCCACCUCAGCACCUAUGCCAGGGCCCAGGGGCUGGCGAGCCCACGUAGCACCAUUGCAAAUGUCCAAGGUUCACGUGAGGCCUGGAAAGUAUGGGGUUCCUCGCCUGCCUUGGGGAACCCCCAUGUCCUGACCGGUCCUGAAGGGGCAGCCCCCACUAGGAGUCCUGACAAGAGAGCCCAGUUGCCAGGCACCCCUGAUGAAGCAGGCUGUCUGAGGGGUGAGCCCCCCUGGGCUGAAGGAAGUGCUGCAGGGCUAGUGGAUGAGAUUAUGCUGCUGUACCCAUCAGAGGAGGGCGGCCCUGUGGGACAGCCCCGGAUGAGCAGCGUGGAGCAGGGCACACAGACCCUGGGCUGCAGGCCCCACGGGGGCCACCCUGACGGCUUGUCUGCUGCGCCGGAAGCCAGCGCAGGGCCAGUCUCGGACCUGAUCUCCUGGACCAGCAUGCACAGCCUGUCUCUACACCUCUCGCAGCUCCUGCACAGCACCUCAGAGCUGCUGGGGAGUCUCUCCCAGCCAAGUGUGGUUGAAAGGGAGCAGCACACCAAGAGGGACACCCCAGAUGAGGUGGCCCCGGCCCUUAGGACAGAUGGCUGUACUCAGACCACCGUGGAUGAGGGUCUCCAGACGGACCUGGCCCCACCCCCUCUGUCCCUCCAGGCCCCAGAGGCCAGCCCUCAGGAGAGCGGCAUGGUGCUCGAAAUGCUGGGCUCAGCUGUCUCCUCCAUGUCUCAAGAAAAGGGACAUGUCCCAGGGACUCCUCAGAAGACAGAGGCAGAGGGAGCAGCAUGGAAAAUGGCAGGACCUCCAGAUCUUCAGGAAGAAAGCACCCACUGCAGGCCUCCAAGCCCUCCCGUACCUUCCUCCCACGUGAGGUUUCAGAAGGCCCCCUCUGGGCAGAACCUCCCUUGUGUGGGCCCUCAGGCUUCUCCUGAUGCUGCGCUGCCCACCGGCUCCCAGCCAGAGGAUCCCGGUCUGGCUGUCAGCAGCCCCAGCCUCAGUACCUCUCACUCCCCAGGGCCCUGCCCCUGUGCUGUGGAGCCUGUUGGGGAGCCUGGGGUGCAGAAGAAGCUGGGCCCCACGAGUGCCUUGUUGGUAGACAGGGCCUCCUCCCCAAUCCUCAUUCUCAGUGCCAGCACUCAAGGGGCAGGGCUCCCCCUCGGUGCUUUGUUCCUCUCAGCCCCCUCAGCUCGACCUCUUGAAGGCCACCAGAAGCUCGUUGCCAGCCCAGACCUUCCCCUCGAGGCCCCCAGGCCUCCAGUGAGUAAUUCUCAAACCACUGAUGAGUCCAGUAGCCCCCAGAGAGUGGGGACUCCAUGUAGAGAAAGCAGAAGUCCCUUAGAAAGGAGCGACAGCAGGUCCUUGCCUGAGGUAACCCCCGCACGCAGCCUGCAGCAGAGCCCGGAGCUCCAAAUUCGUAUCUUAGAGAAGCCCUGUCAGCGGCUUCAAACCCGGACCCCCGCCUGGGACCAGCGCAGACUGUUGUCUCUACCACUGAGGAGUAGGAGCCAGAGGCCUGCUGAUGGCUUUGUCCCUGAGGACAUGGCUUCCCUGAAGUGUGGCCCCCUGAGCAUUAGGAGGCUGAGUGGAUGGCAGAACAGGACUGAAAAUGGGGCUGAGAGUCCAGCAUGUCCAGUGGAGCUGCAGCCCACUCCGGACCUGUCUUCUUCCCUGGGAGGCCCCCAGCACCCCAGCCCCUGCCCUGGCCCUGAGUUGACUGAUGACACAGGGCUCCAGGGUCCUACCUUGGGCCCAGCUGAGGCCUGCCAACCUCAGGGGCUGCUGCGCCCCAGUUCUCAAAAGUGCAGGGCCCCUGAGCCCCAGCACCACAGCCUGAGGGACCUCCCAGUGCACAACAAAUUUAGUAAUUGGUGUGGGGUUCAGAACAACUCUCCUGGGGGGCUAGGUGUGGUGGAGUUGCUGGGGUCCAGACGUGAUCUCAGCUCUGGAGAGGAGGGGCAGAGGCCCCCCCAACCUCCUGACGACCAGAGCCGGGGUCCUGAGUGGCCCCGGAGGGAGCAGAUCCCCCUGCAAGUUGGGACCCAGAACCUCUCACUCAGUGUGGAACUCACGGAAGCAAAACUGCACCGUGGCUUCGGGGAGUCCGAUGCCCUGCUCCAGGUGCUGCAGAGCGGCAUGGGGGAGGCACUCGCUGCUGACAGACCUGGGCCGUCCACCUGGGAGGAGCUCUACGCCCGGCAAAAACAAACCAUUGAGACCCUCCGGAGACAGCGGGCUGAGCGACUUCAGAACUUCCGUCGGACACGAAGCCUCAGCCCCCAGAAACAGCUGAGCCUCCUGCCCAACAGGGAUCUACCCACCCGUGACCUUGACUUACCCAGCAGGCGCCGAGAGUACCUGCAGCAACUGAGGAAGGAUGUUGUGGAUUCCACCAGGAGCUCAGGGUUGGCAUCAAGGUCUGCUCACCUGCCCUCUGACAUAGAGCUGACGCUACGAGAAUACCAGCGGGCCCGCGCGGAGGCCAAGGUGGAGAUUGCCCAGGCCCGGGACCGACUGCGGGAGCGGACUGAGCAGGAGAAGCUGAGAAUCCGGCAGCAGAUCCUCUGCCAGCUGCUGAGGGAAGAGGAAAAGCUACAUACCCUGGGCACCUCCAGCUCGCUGUGCACCAGCUCCAGCGGCAGCCUCUCCUCUGCCGUCACCUCUGGCUACAACAGCAGUCCAGCCCUGUCAGGCCGGCUCCAGUCCCCGGACAGUGUGGGGGACGCCAACUUGCUCGACUCUGGAGACUCCUGGAUGGGGGAUGUGCGGGGUCGUUCUGCCGUGAGGAACAGCCCCCUGAGUCUGGCCGGGGCUGCCUGGAAGGGCUCAGCCCACAGCCGCAGAGCCUCCCUGGGCAGCUGCUGCUGUUCCCCGUCCAGCCUGUCGAGCCUGGGGACCAGCGUCUCCUGCUCCUCCUACCAGGACCUGGCCAGGCACAUCGUAGACAUAUCCAUGACUGACGUGAUGGCUGCUUGCUCGGAUGAUCUGCACAACCUCUUCAGCCGCCAGGCAGCAGCCGGUUGGAACUACCAGGGUGAGGAGCAGGAGGUACAGCUCUACUACAAGAUGUUCUCUUCGACUCGGCAUGGCUUCCUGGGGGCCGGCGUGCUGUUCCAGCCGCUGUCUCACGUGUGGGCAGCUGUGAGUGACCCCACCCUGUGGCCCCUGUACCACAAGCCCAUCCAGACAGUGAGGCUGCAUCAGCGGGUCACCAACAGCAUCAGUUUGGUGUACCUGGUGUGCAGUCCCACCCUGUGCGCCCUGAAGCAGCCGCGGGAUUUCUGUUGUGUCUGCGUGGAAGCCAAAGAGGGGCACCUGUCUGUCAUGGCAGCUCAGUCCGUAUAUGACACAUCCAUGCCGAGACCCAGCAGAGAGAUGGUCCGAGGGGAGAUCCUGCCCAGCGCCUGGAUCCUGCAGCCCCUCACUGUGGAGGGGAAGGAGAUCACCAGAGUCAUCUACUUGGCCCAGGUGGAACUUGGUGCUCCAGGUUUCCCCCCUCAGCUGCUAAGCUCCUUCAUCAGACAGCAGCCGCUGGUUAUAGCCAGACUGGCUUCCUUCCUUGGUAGUUAGCAUGUCACUGUCAACAUGGUGCUGCUGAGACGCAGGCCCAGGACACUCCAGAGACGCCGGGGCAGCUCCUGUUACUCUCCACCCUGCUGCAGGAAGAGCCGAGCUGCUCGCGGUGCCGACUGGGCAGACAGUACUCAGCCCUGAGUUGCCAGCGAAGCCCAGUCAGUACUUGGUCACAGCUGGCACCUGUGCAGCGCCUCAGCUCAUGAAGCUCAACCCCGAGAAAUGAAGCUCAACUCACCUUCUUGAACUUCUCACCUUUCUUUCCUGUUUCUGGGACUCUAUGGCAGACAAGCUGCUUGAGGGCCAGGAUUGCACAGCCAACAGAGCGGGGAGCCUGCAGGGCUUCCUUAGUGCGGCCCAGCCCUCGGGCUGGUAGGGAGGCAGCCAUUGGCUAAGACUCUGCCGCCAGCAUUCAGUCCCACCGUGGGAUGGAGUGUCAGAAAAUACCCAACAGAAAACUGGUUUUAAAAAACUGCUGCACAAACCAGAACACGGAUUCAGAAUCGUUUCUCCUUUAAUUUUUACCAAACACUUUAUUAAUUUUUCCUUUUCCCCCUCUCUUCCUUUCCCUCACAGGAGAGGAUUUUGGGUCUUUGCCUCAGUCAGGAGUGUUGAGCAGAGCUCGGUAGACUGAGCCCACUGUAGAAGCAGGUUGGACAGAUCUGAGUUCACAGUGGGGCCUAGCUCUUUAAGGGAGGAUGGUGCAGACUUAGGAGGUGGGCAGCCAGCUGCUGGCUGCUGCCGAGAGCAAUGUCAGAGGUGAAAAACUGGAAGACGGAGAGAAGGUAAGGGAACUCCUAGGGGCGUUCCAAGGCUCCUUACCUCGGCGCCUCGGGCUCAGCCUCCAGGGGUCUGUGAGCACGUCAGGCUGCUGCUGUAGCCCAGCGACCCCAGGACGGGAGGGACAACGGGUGGUUUUCUGGUUGACUGUGCAUGAGCUUUGAAUAUGCUGAGUGGUUACCUGGAAGUGGUAGGGAUGGGAGACUCCCAGCGUCAGUUCUGGUGUCCAGAAUCUUUGGUGGAAGAAGACGACUAUAUGGGGAUCAAGAUGUGCUAAAAAGGUAAAUUUCUGUAGAGUACAGCAGAGAUUUAUUUUUCUAAAAGUGUUUGGAGGAUUUUUCUUCUCUUACCUCAAAUUAAGUUAUUUAUACGUUGUUGAUUGAAGGUUAAUUGCCUUUAAACUUUUAUUUUUCUGGUUAGUUUUUUUGGUGACACUUGGUAUAUUUAACAGCCUAUUUAUGUACUCUCAUCUAUUUUCAUAUAAAUCGCUCACCAAGACUGUUGAUUGAAACGAUCAGGACACUUAUAAAUUAAAAUUCUGAUACGCACUUUUAUUAGUGAAGACUACCCAAGUGUGUCACUUGAGCUCAGAAUUUCGCCUGGGGAUGACGAUGGCAGUAACUCCUUGUGGCCUGGUUUCAAGCUAUGCAGUUUACACGGAGGUACUGAGCGCCUCCCAGGGCUCGGCACUGCUUUGAGGCACGUAAAUAGCAACCAGAUUAGUUGCCCAGUUAUAGUCAGCUGUAGCCCAAAAAUGAACAAUGAGGGAGGAUUCCAGAAGUCAUUGCCACACCUAACGGUGACCACGGUCCCCUGGAAGGAAGCUCCUUAGCAGGUGUGCAGCUCUGGGGCUUCUGAGGCAGAGCCAGCAAGGGCAAUACGAACGUCUGGGUAGCCCAGAGGUGACCUUGGCCCCUUACUAGAGAAGCCACAUGCCAGGCCUGCGAGUCAACAACGUAAAGAAUGUUAACUGAGGCUGAUCUCGUAGCAAAAUGUCGGUGUUAACGAUGACCACAGACCUCCAUGGUCAGGGUGAAGUCCGAUUUUAGUUUAGGCAAGUUUCUGAGACUUCACUGUACAGCAGAAUCACCUGAAGAACUUGUUACACCCCAGGCUGCGCCUCACCCCCGAGUUUCUGACUCAGUGAGCCUGGAGAGGGGCCCACACUUUGAAAGCCAGUUUUUAACACUAAAGGGCAAGCAGAUAUGUAGAAAGGAACCUCGUUAGCUCACUAGCUCAUUGGCUGCCUGCGUCUGUAAUUCCUAGGGCACCUGACUGCCUAGUGUGGGCCUUUACGGCUCCCGCGGGCCAGCACCGACUUCCGGAAGGGGGCAGUGCUCAGCGCGGCCUCUAACCAGCAUCCUCGGCCUCAGGCUUUCCCACGUGCCUGUCCAUCCCACCUCCCUCGGAGCUGCUGUCUGAAGUAGCUGCUGCUCACCUCGGGCCUCAGCCUCCAGGGGCGGUGCUUUCCUUCAGCCACAUCUAAUGGGUACAGAAAGAUAAAGCAUUUCUUAAAGCUGUUUUGGUUCCCAGGCAUUCAGAACUUCCUGAGUUUCUGUAAAAUAAAUUGGAUUUAAAGAACAAAGAUAAAAGUCUUUGAAAAAUAAAGAGAUUAAGAAAAAAG